GGCGUUGAGGUUGAGUCACCCACUGAGUGCCACACAGACCGCCACUACCUCCACCUCCACUUUCACUCGCACAACAACACUGCAGCACUUCCGGCGAGACGACUGUCUCAUCAUCAUCCUUCUCUCCUUCACCUACUCCUCCAUUCUUUAUGCCGACCUCGGCUGAGCGCUCGCGCCUUAACGAGCGCCUCGCAAGCCUCAAACGCGAGGGAUUCCUCGUCAACGGGAAAGGCGUCGUCGUGUACACCGACGCGUCGCAGCUCCAUCAUCGUCCAGGCCGCAAGGUGGGCAUCGGCCUCUUCUGGGGAGACAAGGAAAACUCGCGCGCGAGCAACAUGCUCUGCGGAGAGCGUCCACCGCCAAACGUCGUUCAAGUGCAUCAGGCUGAGUUCUAUGCGGUGAUCCGCGCAAUCGAACUCCAUCCAGAGCCUCGUGUUGGCCUCGAAGUUCGGACAGACUCGAAAUCCGCGAUCCACUACUUCAGACAGUGUGGCGAGUAUCACAGACGCAAGUGGAAGAAGCGCAAGGGGUCCGUUGACCCGACCACUGUCGGCCUUCUCAGACGGCUCGCAACAGCCCGAAAGCAUCUGAAGUGUCAAAUCACCGUAGUGCACGUCAAGGGGCACUCUGGAGACGUGCGGAACGAGCGCGCCGAUCACUUCGCGAAGGCGGCAGCACGCGGCGUGCAUGUUCAGGAACUGUCUGAAGACGAGGACUCUGACGACGAUGAUGAGGGAGACGACGACGAUGACGAUGACGACGAGGACGAUUUCGUUAUGUGGGUCCCUAACCCCGCACACGAAGUCAUUGAGGUGUCAGAUACAGAGGAUGAUGUGGUCGUGGUUUCUGUCUCUCGCGAAGUCAUCGUCAUCUCCGACUCGGAGUUCGAAGAAGAAGACGACGGCGUGAAGAUGGACAAGGGCAGCGGCGCUUACAAAGGUAACGCUGAGAGCCCUGCUCUCGAGUUCGAGGGCGACCCUUCGCGGGCGCACCAUACGCCUUCAGAUGACGACUAUGAGAUGGUUGAACACGACUUGUGUGAUUACAAAAGAGACGAUACGAGCAACCCCCAGUACGGCAAAAACGACGCACGUAAUGAAAGUGACGAUGGGUAAAGGAGUCCUAAGACGGCGUCUCAAUGGAAGCGGGGUCAUUUCUGGCUCCUUAAUUUCUUACAUGUAUGUAGGCGUCUGAAAGCAUGUAGACCGUCGCCUCUAGCAAAAGGU
This is a messenger RNA of Cutaneotrichosporon oleaginosum, 1226 nucleotides long. RefSeq lists its product as uncharacterized. Gene Ontology annotation, biological process: DNA replication, removal of RNA primer. NCBI's taxonomy places the organism in Eukaryota, Fungi, Basidiomycota, Tremellomycetes, Trichosporonales, Trichosporonaceae. Gene Ontology annotation, molecular function: RNA-DNA hybrid ribonuclease activity; nucleic acid binding. The record is from RefSeq and is a predicted model, not a curated record.